Ahaetulla prasina is the source of this 4086-nucleotide messenger RNA. It is a transcript of the gene NOTUM, whose product is annotated as notum, palmitoleoyl-protein carboxylesterase. NCBI's taxonomy places the organism in Eukaryota, Metazoa, Chordata, Lepidosauria, Squamata, Colubridae. Gene Ontology annotation, molecular function: hydrolase activity. The transcript has 11 exons. The record is from RefSeq and is a predicted model, not a curated record. The coding region runs from base 1753 to 3249 and encodes 498 amino acids.
CUCAGCCAUACAUAAAAAUCCAGUAUUCAAACUUUUGAAUUUAGGACACUGGUAAGGAACAUUGAUCUCCUGAUGCUGCUGGCAUUAUUUGCCAUGGUUCCAAAUAAGUCAGAAUAAGAGUUCUACAUUAUCUAGAAGAGAGACUCUACUUCCAUGGGGAUCCAGCCGCCCAGGCAGCUUGUCCUUAGAUGUAUAUAGUUAUUAUCUCUCUUGAUAAGUGAGGAUGAAAGUUUUUUCUCUGAGCUGGUGGGUUGGUUUCCUAAGGUUUUGUUACCUGACUAGGUAACAUCGUCAGUGGAGUUUAGGGGAUCAUGAUAUGUCUGAUAUGUCUUGAGAAUAAAUUAAUAAAUGAGUGUCUUGUCUCAUAUCUCAUUUAUUGAUUGGCAAAAGUCAUCUGGCUGGACAGCUAGAGCUGAUGGUGGUAGUAGUUUUCUCUAGCUCCUUACUGCCAUCUGGGGUCAUCGGGACUCCUGCAGCCCGGAUAUGGUAAACCUAAUGCUAACUAUUGUGAAACCUGAACGGGUCGGGUUCUGCCCUGGAUGUUUCUCACGACCUGAUGGUGGGGAAGAAAAUUAUGAAAGCCGCCAGGACCGAAGGCAGCGGGACAUCCGCAGAUUCUCCUGUCUUUUCCCCAAAGAGAACUUCGGCUCAAGAGAACCGCCUCUGCUCCUCACCAACACUGUACACACGCGAGCGCCGAAGAGGCUGCCUGGCGCUGCCUACACGGUGGAGGACAUCCCGCAUUGGGGCAGGGGCAGGGACUCAAAGGACUGGCGAGAAGGAGCAAGACGGUCAGGCCCGUAGGGUGGGGGGUGUCUCUGGAAGAGGAGGCGGGUUGCAGUCGCCGAUCCUUGAAGAUCAUAGCCGAGGCCCCGAAGGCUGUGGCUCGUCUUUCACCGAAGCGACCCCCACUCUACCCCAAGCUCCGGUUGCGAAGGAGUGGAAGGCGGCUGUUCACCGGCAUUCGCCCCCAGCUGGGCUGCAAGUCCCGGCGGGAAACCGGAGCAAUUCAAAGUGCCGCCCGCUUCGCCCUCCCUUCCUCUGAGUCAAGAGCCGCGACCGCUUUUUCGCUAGGAACGUCGCCCUGCGUUUGGGCGGGAAGUUACGAAGGUGCUUUGGCCUCCCCUGAGCGCCUCGCCAGACGGGACGGGAAAACAGAAAAGAGGACGACAGGCAGAGCGACGUCUGUUGGCUGGGGCAUGAAAGGGAAAUCUCCCCCUCCCCUUGUAUUCCUCUCCUCCCCUUCUCUUCCUUUUCCAGCGACGGGGAGGCGGGGGCUCUCUGGCCGCUGCCGCCCCAUGCGACGCCCAGGCUGGCGGCGCCCCCGGUGGGCUCCCCGUGACUCCUGGCCCCUCUUGUCAUGCUUGUGGUUUGGGACGACGCGGCGAGUCCGUGCGCCAAGAAAAGCCGAGCGCCCUCGAGCCCCGCCGCAGAACCCGGGCAGCGCGAGCACCAAGCACCGGCUGCCUCUAACUACGCCCAGACGCUGCUUUGCUCGCAGCUCAUUGGAGCGAGCGAGACGGGGCCGCUGCUGCCAGACCCUUGGCAAGGCAAGGCAAGGCAAGGCACGGAGCAGGCACAGAGGCCGAAGCCCCCCAGCCCGCCAAGCGCCUUUGGCCACCAGGGGCAGAAGGAGCAUCCCGCCGCCCGAGGCCAGACGACCGAGCCCUAGUCCCAGCUCUGCCCCUUUGGAGCUAGCCGGCGGCGCUUACCCGGUCCUCUCUCCUCCGCAGCAGGUGGUUCCGCGUCGCGAUGGGUGGAGGGAAGGUGCAAAUGUUGCUGUUCUUGGGGCUCCUGCAAUGGGGUCCUGGCGGAGAGGGCAGGAAGAGCUGGAGGCGGCGUGGACCGCAGCAGCAACCCUCCGCAGCGGCCCGAGAACGAAGCGAAGUGGCUGGGCAGCCGGUGGAGAGCUUCCCGUUGGACUUUACCGCUGUGGAGGGGAACAUGGACAGUUUUAUGGCUCAGAUCAAGAGCCUGGCGCAGUCGCUGUACCCUUGUUCCGCGCAGAAUCUGCACCAGGAGCUGAAGCUUCACUCGCUUCUGAACAGCUCGGUCACCUGCAACGACGGCAGUCCCGCCGGCUACUACCUCAAAGAAUCAAAAGGCAGCAGAAGGUGGCUUCUAUUCUUGGAAGGAGGCUGGUAUUGCUUCAGCAGAGAGAAUUGCAAUUCUCGUUAUGAAACAAUGAGGAGAUUAAUGAGCUCCAAGGAGUGGCCCAUUACCAGAACUGGAACAGGCAUUUUGUCAUCACAACCAGAAGAAAAUCCUCACUGGUGGAAUGCAAAUAUGGUUUUCAUCCCAUAUUGCUCAAGUGAUGUCUGGAGUGGAGCCUCUGCCAAAACUGAGAAAAAUGAAUUUGUCUUCAUGGGUGCCCUCAUCAUACAAGAAGUUGUAAAGGAAUUAUUGGGGAAAGGCCUUGUAAAUGCCAAGGUGCUGCUGUUGGCAGGAAGCAGUGCUGGUGGAACAGGAGUCCUCUUGAAUGUGGAUCGAGUGGCUGAACAGCUGGAAGAGCUGGGAUAUCCUGGGAUUCAGGUCCGUGGCCUUGCAGACUCUGGCUGGUUCUUGGAUAAUAAACAAUAUCGUAGGACAGACUGCAUUGAUACCAUAACCUGCGCCCCCACAGAAGCCAUCAGGAGAGGAAUUAGAUAUUGGCAUGGACUUGUUCCUGAACGCUGCAAAAUGCAAUUUAGAGAAGGAGAAGAAUGGAAUUGUUUCUUUGGCUAUAAAAUUUAUCCUACUCUCCAAUGUCCUGUUUUUGUGGUGCAGUGGCUGUUUGAUGAAGCUCAACUCACUGUGGACAAUGUACAUUUGACUGGCCAGCCAGUACAGGAAGGACAGUGGCUUUAUAUCCAAAAUCUGGGCCGUGAAUUGAGGAAUACGCUCAAGGAUGUGACAGCCAGCUUUGCUCCAGCUUGUUUGUCUCAUGAGAUCAUAACACGCAAUCAUUGGACAGACAUCCAAGUGAAAGGGACCUCUUUGCCCCGAGCUCUGCACUGCUGGGAUCGCAGUCUACACGACAGCAAUAAGAAUGGGAAAGCCCCAUUAAAAGGCUGCCCGGUCCAUCUGAUUGACAGCUGCCCAUGGCCACAUUGUAACCCAUCAUGCCCUACCAUCCGGGACCAAUACACCGGCCAAGAGAUGAAUGUGAUCCAAUUUCUCAUGCAUAUGGGUUUUGAUGUGCAGAAGAUGGCACAGCAGCAAGGGUUGGAGCCCAGUAAACUUCUAGGGAUGCUGAGCAGUGCUAGCUAGAAGUGUAUUCUCUUAAUGGCAAUGGCUUGACUCUUUAGACACCCAACUUUCUGCCUUCUUUGCUCACGUACAGCACGUAAACAUCUACAGAGACAAGUAGCCAAACUUAUGCACAUAGCUCUUGCACAAUUAGCCUAUCAGGAUCAAACGGACAGAAUCUCAUCUACCCACUUAAAUGAAGCAUUACCUCUACAUUACUGCCAAGCAGUACCUCUGUUCACAAGGACAAUCUACAGGAAGUAACGGGUGCCUAGAAACUCCAGCUUCAAAAACCCAUAAGGGCCUUCAUGCAUUUUAUCAUGUCCAAGGCAUUUCUAGGCCAUAGAGUGACUUUGGGGAUGGGUGGGAGCACUGAAUUAUUCUCCCAUCGGAAGGGAAGAUAUGACCGCAAGGACUUCCUGGAGCCAGCAGCUCACCAUGUAAGAUACUGUACAAACAAAGCACAGCGGCUACAAAUGGAUCUACCGUGUAUUCAAAUUACUUUUGUAUUGUUUAUGAAAUGAUUUUAUUACUUGACUUUUAAAAGAAAUAAGCAAGAAAUAUAAAAUUAAUGAUAUUGUUUUGUAACAUAUUUUUUAAAUAAUGAAGAAAACGGCUUAUGCUAUUUUGGCAAUGUGAAAAUAUUUAUUUUAAUAUGUAAAUGCUAUUUAUAAGGGCUGAUCCAAGAUAUGCUCACAUGUUGUAAAGUUGUAAAUACUUUCUUGGAAAGGUUUUCCUUGUGAACACAUACGUAUGGGAGAGGGCAAGGGUCAGCAUUGGCAUUAUAUUAUUAUUAUAAUUAUUAUUAUAAUUAUUAUUAUUAUAAUUAUUAUUAUUAAAUCCUUAUGACUCCCUUUG